AUGAAGAAUCAUCCAACCUCAAACCACGACCACGUCCCAAUCUGCCUAUAUAUAGCCCCCUUCAUUCCCCUUCACACUCUCUUCAAAACUCAAUCCCCUACACAUCAAUGUGAUCCCGCCAAAGGAAAAACCAGCAGGCAAAAUGGCCCCCAACAGAGUCCUCACCUCUCCCUCUCCCCCCAGCAACGAGCCCGGCACAAUCCUCCUCGAGACCGCAAACCUCAUCAUCCGCCGCUGGCACCCCUCAGACGCCCCCGCGCUCGCCUUAGCAGCCAACUUCCCCUCCAUCACGCCCAACCUGCGAGACCGCUUCCCCAUGCCCUACACCCUCGCCGACGCAGAGAGCUACCUCACCAACUUCGUCUUCUCCGAGGAAGGUUACCCGCACGCCAUGGCCAUCUUCGUCAAGCCAAACUCUGGCCACAACAGUUCCUCUGAGCCGCUCUUCAUUGGAGGGGCGGGCCUCGAGAGUAAGGGUGAUGUGUAUUAUCGUACGUGGGAGCUCGGAUACUGGUUCACGCCGUCGGCGUGGGGGAAGGGCUAUGCGACGGAGUUUGCAAAGGCGGUUGUGCCGUGGGCGUUUAAGACGUGGCCGAGGUUGAAUAGGAUUGAGGCCUUUGCGUAUGCGAGGAACGAGGCGAGUCAGAAGGUUUUGAGGAAAUGCGGGUUCGCUUUGGAGGGUGUGAGGAGGGGGGCUUUGGAGAAGGAUGGAGAGGUGCUGGAUGAGUGUGUGAUGGGAAUUCUGAGGAGUGACGUUAUUAAAGAAUGAGACUGCUACUUGUGGAGAAAUAUGAGGUGUGAUUGAGAUUUGUGUAUAUCUGGAGAAAAAGUUGGAUGUAUCAUAGAAUAUGACUAUGUGUGUAAACUAAGAGAAUUGUCAUUUGUCGCUGUAGCUAAAUCAGUUAUCCUGUUAUCAUAGAGUACCGCUCCCUUA
Trichoderma harzianum CBS 226.95 is the source of this 934-nucleotide messenger RNA. RefSeq lists its product as hypothetical. The transcript has a single exon. The record is from RefSeq and is a predicted model, not a curated record. The coding region runs from base 143 to 769 and encodes 208 amino acids. NCBI's taxonomy places the organism in Eukaryota, Fungi, Ascomycota, Sordariomycetes, Hypocreales, Hypocreaceae. Gene Ontology annotation, molecular function: acyltransferase activity, transferring groups other than amino-acyl groups.